Molecule: messenger RNA, 2705 nt
Organism: Pimephales promelas (fathead minnow)
Lineage: Eukaryota; Metazoa; Chordata; Actinopteri; Cypriniformes; Leuciscidae
Gene: nab2
Product: NGFI-A binding protein 2 (EGR1 binding protein 2)
Biological process (GO): negative regulation of DNA-templated transcription
Cellular component (GO): nucleus
Molecular function (GO): transcription factor binding; transcription coregulator activity
Source: RefSeq, a predicted model, not a curated record
GCGACGAUCACCGCCCACAGACCCGGUGAUCUCCGGCACUCCUCCACACAGCUGACUGACUGCAGUCAUGUUUGCCUAAGCAUGAGCUUAAACUGUAAAACGGACAGAUUCCCCUUCCCUCCACACGCCCUGCUGCGAGAGCCGGAGAGGAAGGCGCACCCCCCCGAGCUCAGACCGGAGAGGAAGGCUCUUAUUCGGUCAGAUGGCGUGCCGCAGUCCGCCCACGCGUUUCUCGCGCCCACAGCGAAAGAGCGUCAUUAACUCACCGCUCCUGCCAGCACAGCAGAGAGAGCCUAGACAACACAAGAGUUUCAAGAGUAUUUCAGCACAAUCUCACAUCUGUGGAAUAAGGUCUAACAAGCACUGCAAACAAAUAUACAGUUCCUGGUUGAUGCUUAAAGAUACAGGUCUAUAAAUAGAACGAAAAGUUUGAACUGAGUGAAAGCAGUGCAAAUCUCUAGAUUCCGUCGCUUGGGUUCGGUUACUGAAGCUCAAGUUUCUUCUGGAUCCUGUCUUGAAGUCUCUCAAGUCAUGUCACUUCCCCGGACGCUGGGCGAGUUGCAGCUCUACCGAGUUUUACAGAGAGCAAACCUGCUGAUGUACUACGAGACCUUCAUCCAGCAGGGAGGAGAUGAUGUCCAGCAGCUGUGCGAGGCUGGCGAAGAGGAGUUUCUCGAGAUCAUGGCACUAGUAGGCAUGGCCACAAAACCCCUUCACGUGCGACGCUUGCAGAAAGCCCUGCGCGACUGGGCGUCGAACCCAACGCUGUUCAACCAACCACUGGCCACCAGUGUGGCUCCCAGUGGAGUCCCUCUCCUCAGGAUCGACGGCACCGGUUCUGCUGGCUCGGUUAUGGGUGCGAGAAAAUCUUUAAGCAACGGUCAGCCGGGCUCUCCGUGUGAAAGAGACGAGGUGGGCUCUUGCCUGACGCCGCUCAGAGAUAACAGUCCGAGGAGUCCCUGUUCACAGGCUUCUCCUGUUCCUCCAGACCUUCUGUACAGAGAAAAACUGUCCCCCAUGGACCCUCACUGGCUCAGCCCUGAAGUGUACGGAGCCGGUGAGUUAGAUGAAGACCAGCCCGUUCCCUCUCUACCUUUCGCUUGCCACUCGCGUCUUCUGGGUCCUCCGACGCCUAACUCUUCCUCCUCCUCUUCCUCUUCUGUGGUCUCGCCGUGGCCUGGAGGUCAGCUGGACACCGAGACCAUUAAAGCCGUGGAGGACAGCGUCGAUCGGCUUCUGAGGACCAUGCCUCAAGCCGAUCAGACCGAGCUGAAGACGCUUCUGAGACUCAAUAAGAAAAUGGCCAAGACAGUGGGACACAUUUUUAACCUGGAGCCUCAUGACAAGAGCAAAGAGGAGGAGAUCCGCAAAUACAGCCUGAUCUACGGGCGCUUCGACUCCAAGAGGAGGGAAGGGAAACAGCUCACCCAUCAUGAGAUGCUCAUCAAUGAGGCGGCGGCUCAGUUCUGCAUGCGGGACAACACUCUGCUGUUACGCAGAGUUGAACUCUUCUCGUUAGCGCGACAAGUGGCCAGAGAAUGUGCCUACACCUCAACAUUUAAACAUCACAGGACAUACUCAGAUGAUUGUACUCCCUCUGUUGACUGUACUGCUCAGAAGAGAAUCAAGCUUGAUGUCACAGAUUCGGACAGGCUGUCUAAGGACGCGGUAGCCAACAGUGACAUCAGAUCUACAGCAGACGACAACAGCCUCUCUGGAGAAAGUCUAGAUAGUUUAACACAAGAUAUCAGCCCUCAGUUGCACCCGUCCUCAUCCCCUCACCCCCCCACCGACACCAAUGGCCUCAUCACCUGGAGUCGCCAGCUCAUGCAGCAAACUCUCAUGGAUGAGGGCCUCAGAUUGGCUAGAAUGGUGUCACGUGACCACGCAAGCAAAGUCAGCCUAGGGUCAGAAAAGAGACAGAUUUCAGAGAUGGAGGAGAAGGUGUCCGAGAGGAGAGGAUCGAGUAACAGAAGCAUCAGUCCAGCGAACACCAAAGACGACCCAUAACCGAUAUCCUGCCAGUCUCUGUGUUGAACUCAGGUCGGAUAUCAUCAGCCAUGGUGUGCGGUUCGCUACGUUCAUUAGUUCUGUGCGGUAUUUUAGAACCUUGUGUUCUAUUAGAACAUAUAAAGACGUAAAGUUGUGUUUUUGCAAAUGAAAUUCGAAGCAGACCAAGGUUAGCGCAAACAACAAAGAUGUUACAAAUCCAUUUCAUUUUCUUGGUCAGGAUGUUUUGACUUGACAGACAAUGGUGCUAAUUUUUAUCCAUUACCGAACCAUUAUAUAUGAGGAUAAAUGGCAUGCUUCUUGUUUGAUGUAGGUUUCAAUAAGAGUGAAGAGUUCAUGAGGUGCGUGUUCAUUUAAUCCCAAUGCUAGAAUACACUUUAUAUAAACUGCUCAAACACUUCAUUAUGUACAGCGGGCGAAAUAUGAAAUUGACUCCCUGACACUAUUUACUUAUACUGACGCGGUGAAUAUUAAUAUAUCAACUGCUAUAUUUAAAUGCUCAUAUUUAAGUAGACUUUCAAGGUUACAACAAUACAAUAUGUAAAUGAAUCAUGGGAAGAAUAGUAUUUUCACUGUAUGAAUGGCUAUAAUGAAUAUGUGCAUUACAGCUCCUAUUAGAAAUAUAUCUGUGGCCUCUUUAAUGACAGAGUAUUUAUUUUUUAAUUCCUCAAUACAUUAUAUUGUGAUGUUUCUGU